AUGCCGGGGCCCAAAAGGCCGGACGAAGGUGAAUCUGAGCCACCUCGUUCGAGAAGUCCGAGGACUCGGCUCCUGCAUAGACCACGGUAUUUGCAGCCGGAACCUUCUCCGCCUGAUGCACCGCCUAGUGGUCCGCCUCCUCCGGUGCCUGUCCACUAUGCUGCUGAUGAUGCUGCAACCCUUGCAGAUGACUCACCCCCAAGCGGAACGGACUCUAUGGAUUCCGACGAGAUCACCAUUCGAGAGCUGGCUGAAGAAGCCCGGCGGCUUCGUGCGGAAAGGGGCCCAGCCAAACCCACGACAGCCUCUACACGGACGCAUGCUGCCGCCAACACUCUACCAGCUCCCCGCGAGGAUCAUGAAAACUCGGAGUCUGAAUGCCCGGCGGAGGACGACGAGAUCGACGAGAACCCCUUCGACACAUCCUCUAGACCGGAGGACGACCUUGCUGCAGCCAAAGCCACACCUUCGCUUCUCAUGGAUGCGUGGUGGAACUGGGAAAAACAGGUGCCGCUGCUGAUUUGUAUAUCUGCCCUCUACCGGUACAUGCAGUGCAUCUACUACAUUUGCCAGGUCUUCUACCACCUCCUUUCGGACAUUCGGUACGGUGGCACUCUUAGAGUACCUGCAGCUUCUCCUACUACGCCCACGUCUCCUACAAAGCAGUGCCGCCUGGGUCCCAAGUCCCAGGGUGCCGGAAGCAUUCGAUGUUUACGCACACCACUUCUACUUUUGCUGUUGAUAGCAUGGAUACCAGCAGCAUGUGCCGGCACAGAUGCGAGGGUUGAUUCUGAUUCCCGCCCGGUUUCUGGAGCCCUUCGGGGUGAACUUUUAGGUGGGAGCACCGCUUGCACGACUACUUUUCCGGCGCCAUGCUCAGGCAGGCAACGAAUUCGAAAACGAGCUUUUGCCCGAGCGCUUCGUCGAGCACGUUCCUCACAGGAUGGAACAACCGUCUAUCGAGGCCGAACUCUUCGUGCGCCCCAACAUAGUGAUCCACACCCAAAGCCCACCAGGCCCUCUGCAAAGACCACGUCCUCGCCUACAACGCGGCAGCGCUCCAGGCUUCGCACUUUCAGUCUGAAUGUUGGUGGUCUUGACGCCACAACGUUUGAUUGCCUUAUGGCCUGGCUUCCUAAUGCACCGUAUGAUAUCAUAGCUCUGCAGGAAAUCCACCAUGGUCUGGGGAAAGAGUCCUCACACUGGUCCUCGGCAGGUUGGACCUUCAUAACCAGUGUCGAUCCUUCCUCUAGAUUUCAGGGCCUAGCCACGCUGGUUCGACAGGACUUCCAGGGUGCUGCGGAGAUUCACCACAAGGAGAUCAAACCAGGCCGUUUGCUACAUGUACGCCUCGCACGACCCGAAUAUCACAUAGAUGUGGUGAACUUUUAUCAACAAGCUUAUCAGCCAGACUCAGCGGGACACAAUCUCUCCAAACGACACAGUCUGUGGGACAGCCUAAAUGCCACUAUACAACAACUGGCCAGGCGAAACAUGCUGGUUCUGCUGGGCGACUUCAACUGCACCCCGAUUUAUGUCGCGGGACACAUCGGAUGCUCAUUGUCCAGGGCUGAGCUCUACUCGGAUGCUGCAGAAUUUACCACCAUCCUGGAAGCUAACCAGCUGGUUGUACUCAACACAUGGUCUCGACGUCGCCUGCUUCCUACCUUUACAGGUCCUAGGCAUCAGUCCAUCAUUGACUUUAUCAUCACCCGACAGGGACAUGCAGAUGCAGUGGCUCGACGUGCUCUACCCAAACGAGGCUUCACACUCAGUCCGUGGCGUCAAGGGGGCAAGCAUCAUCCGGUUGAGGCCACUCUCCCUCUACAUCCAGGCUGGCAACGGGCCUCACCACGGCCGUCCACUCAGCCCAAAAGAUCUUAUGAUAACUUGGCUCUCACGGCUGCCGUCCGAGAUCGCACUCCGCAAUAUGAAGCCCUACGAGAAGCUUUCAGGUCCAAACUUGCGGCGGUACAAACCUCUGACCUUCAACAAAUUAACGAUAUUCUACUCGAUCUGGUUUGCAGGCUUUUUCCGCGAGCUCCUCCUCAACCACAGCUCCGGGCUUGGCAGACGUUGGAGGUGCAAACAUCGGUAGCGGACAUGUGGAGAGCACGGAGGCGAAUGCAAAGAUCGGCUGGCCACCCACCAGGCUCCUUUCGAGCAUGCUUUCAAGCAUGGCGACGACACCAGGAAUUUCAGAAAGCCUAUAAGGCCCUUCGCAAAAGGGGCCGAGAAGCUCGCAAAGCCGUCCUCGAGAACUACCUGGAACAGGCCCAGACUGCAGUUGCGCGGGGUGAUCAUGGCCUAUUGCAUCGCAUUAUUCGGCAAAUGGCACCCAAAACCCGACAUGCCCAGGUCCGUAUACAUGGUAAACAGGGCGAAAUGCUCACCUAUCAACAGGAGCAGCAGGCCAUUGUUGAACAUUUUGAGACUCUGUUUCUGUCUCGACAGACUGGAUGCACACUGUCUGCAGCUCGACCUUCAGCACACUACGAGGUCAGCCCGCUUAUGUUUCAGCAAGCCCUCGACUCGCUCAAGAUGGGCAAGGCAGUACCUCCGGGCAGCGCUCCUACCAGUGCGGUACGUGCAUGCUCGGACAUGAUCUCCACGAUUGCUGCUCCUCAGGCCGAGACCUGUCUGAAUGGGGCUGAGACGCCGUCUUUGUGGGCCGACUGUACUCUGGCACUCAUCCCCAAGCCACACAAAUCGGGGAAACGACCCGAAAACCUCCGACCUCUAGGACUACAAGAUACUGGCGCAAAGGCCUAUGCUAAGGUACUGAAGCAAUUACUUUUACAAGAAGUCAGCUCCACCAUAGCCGCUUUGCCUCUGUUUGCAUAUGUACCUGGUAAAAGCACAGACACUGCUAUUUCGCGAGUGACGGCCCACUGCAGACAAGUCCGCUCUAUGCAUGAAGGGCAGCAGGCCACUGUGCAUACACGUCGGGCCCAAAUCAAACAGAAAGUGGCCAUUGGCGGUAUACAACUUGCAAUCGAUCUUUCAACCGCUUUUGAUCGAGUACCUCGUGAACGGCUAUAUCAGGCAUUGAUUUGGGCAGGCGCCAGCGAAACAUUGGCACGGACAAUUAUAGACCUGCAUGAAGUUUGCAAGUACAGCAUUAAUCAUCGUGGACGUCACAGUCACAUCAACAUGCGACGUGGAGUACGCCAAGGAUGCACACUAGCUCCUUUGCUGUGGGUAGUGUACUCAGCCUAUGUAGCUGAUCAUCUAGGUCAAGAAUUGUCCCACACCUGGGUAUCGCAACAUCUGACACUGUACGCUGAUGACACACAUGCCAGCUGGCUAGUGAAUUCAUUGGGAGACCUUCGCUCAGCUCUGCAGGCCAUACCUGUUAUCUUUUCUGUAUAUCAACGAUUUGGAAUGCAGGUGAAUCCACAGAAGUCUGGUAUCAUCCUGGGUGUCAAAGGCCUGCUAGGCAAAUCUACUCUUGCACCCCAUGUACAUGGACCUCCAGAUGCCCGACGGCUUGUGCUUGGCCCCCCGCAUCAACAAUUGAUCAUACCUAUCAAGGAUAGCCUGACCUAUCUUGGUGUCAGUAUCUCCUAUGGCGGUUUCGAGGACACCACCCUGAAUUACAGACUGGAUGUGGCUCGUAAUACCAGAGGCCGGCUCAUUAAAAUUCUACAUGCUCGUAGAUAUCUUUCUGUUCGUAAGCGCCUCCAGCUUUACACACUGUGUGUCCGAACGGCGGCCUUAUAUGGUCUCAUGCCGGUUGGCCUCACCGCCGCUGGGCUGAGAAGACUACAUACCUUUGAGGUCAAACACGUUCGAGCUAUUUCACGUAGCCCGGUGCAUAUCACACGGGAACCUACGGAGGCCCUGUACAAACGACUUGGCUUGAUGCAACCCGGAGACUACCUGCUGAAGCUCUUGAAACAUCGAACUCGCACCCUAACCAAACUCCAAGAUCUGGCGGUAGCACAGUUUCAACAGCGAAUAGAAGAACUCAAGCAACACCUCGCAGCUUUGAGACAUGGUCUUCAGGAAGUCACGGCUACCCAAGUCUUUGCCUGCCCUACUUGUGGACAAUACUUUGACACGCUGCCAGGGAUGCGCUCUCAUCACACCAAGACUCAUGGAUGGAGACUUCAGGGUGAAAGGCCUGCUUUGCAGUCCGCUGCGGGGCCCCAACCCGAGCCUGCUUUGCAGUUCGCUGCGGGGCUCACUGCUGAAGGUGCAACAGAAAACGCGCUCCUGGCUCCUUUUGAGCUACCUGAAGUGCAAGCCUUGCUUUCCACUAACCAGUGGAAGGACGUUCUCAACAUCAGUGCGAUGAAAGACACUCUUCGGCAUCAUUGCGUGCUUUGCGGUCAAUGGGUAGCACGUGCACCAAGUUCCAUGAUUUUACAUGUGCGAGCUAUACAUCCAGAUUUGAUGCUGUACUGGGACGAUGCUAUGGCUCACAGUUUGACCCUCGCAGAAGGACACGCUCGGCCCUGCAAAGCCUGUGGAGCGACACCCCGUCUGAAUCAACCCAUAAUGGCCCACCAGGAGGAGACCUUUGGACCACAGGACCCCAUGACCAGGGGACAGCUAGCGGCGGAGGAAGUGCGGGACAUCUUGGGCGAGGCUAUGGCGACAAUGCAGCCCCGUCCACGGGAGGAUGUGGAUAUGCCUGCAGCCCCAACUCUGGGGAAGAGAACGGAGGAUCAACAGAUCCGACCCACCAAGUUUUCCAAGCCAGCGGGGAAGGGGCAGGGCCAAGGGCAGUCACCUACCAAGGGACCGGCAGACGACAAGCAGAACAACCCCAGCCCACCAGCAAGCUCCUGGCAAAACCCCAGGGGAUGGAAGGACCAGCAGCUGCAGCGCCGGCAAGGACAGGGCUGGAAGCAACAGGAGUGGGACGACGAAUGGUACCACCACAGCGAGGUGAAGGAGUUACGCCAAAUGGUGGAAGCUCUCCAGGAGCAUGUGAGGCUCCUGGCGAGGAUGGCCCUGCGGCACGAAGACGAGCUCUCACAAGCUCGCACAGAGCGCGACUUUCUUUUUACUUUCGAGCCGCCCACGAUCGAGGCAGACUCCAACAUGGUGAACAUGCUGGGCCUCAUGUUCAAGAUGGCGGUCCUCUGGAAGGAGAAGAAGGAGAAAGGGGAGGUGGACUCCUCUCUCAGGCUUGUUCUGUUCCUGGGCCUGCUUCGCCAAUGGACGAAGCAAAUCACCACCAACCUCGAGCAGCCGGAGGACUUGGAGCAACUGGCCAAGCUAAAGCUUCUUCGCCAGAAGGAUGCCGGGCAGGGCAUGGAGUGA
Molecule: messenger RNA, 5274 nt
Organism: Symbiodinium sp. CCMP2592
Lineage: Eukaryota; Dinophyceae; Suessiales; Symbiodiniaceae
Source: the annotation of a GenBank genome assembly